GCCACACAUCACUCACCUAGACUCUACUGAGACAUGAUCAUGGCCAUGUGGUGCUGGCUGCUGUGUGCGGUUCUGCUGGUCCUGCCCGGCCAGGCUGGGGGGGAGGAGCCCUUUCCCAACCCCUCGGACCAGAGCCUCUUCUGGGGAGCGGACCAGUACGACUUCUCCAUCGUGGUCCCCGCGGCUGGCCUGGAGUGCUUCUGGCAUUUCGCUCAUCAUGGGGAGCGGUUCUACCUGACGUUCAUGGUCCAGUGGGUGACAGGUGUUGGCCAUGACAGACACCUUUCAGUCACUGUCAAUGCUCCCAGCAGCCUGAUUGUGGGUCAAGCUGAUGACGCUCAGGGUCAGAUCAGCUUUGCAGCUGAAGAAACAGGUUUCUAUCAAAUGUGCUUCAGCAACUUCCACAACCGUUUUGGCAGCAUGCAGGUGUUCCUGGACUUUGGUGUGUACUAUGAGGGCCAGACAAAGAAGGAAGAGGAGGCCAAGACCAAGGAAGAGCACAGCAGAGACUUGAACAGCACGCUGUCUUCUAUUGUGGGGACCUCCCACCGGGUGGAGAACUAUGUCUUCCACAUGUUCCGGCACUACAACUUUGGCCGGAUGAGAAGAGGAAAAGACUUCUACCUCCUGCUGUCGAACAACACGUACGUGACCUGGUGGUCUGCAGCGCAGAGUGUGGUCAUCGUCCUGGCAGGCUACCUGCAGCUGCUGUUCCUCAAGAGGCUGUUCCACACCAAGAACACCACGGAGACAGAGAAACCCCGAUGCUGAGGCCUGACUGGGACCCAGUCAGGUUCCACCCCCAGAGAGAUGAUAAGGAGUUCCCCUCUAGACAGAUUCACUACCCAGAGCUGAUAUUGGCUAAUUGGUUUUGUUGCUUUUCUUUUAGUACCAUUAAUACUGUAGUACAAUAAUUGAAAUUCAAUAAAAUAUCAUACUU
Molecule: messenger RNA, 940 nt
Organism: Hypomesus transpacificus
Lineage: Eukaryota; Metazoa; Chordata; Actinopteri; Osmeriformes; Osmeridae
Product: transmembrane emp24 domain-containing protein 6-like
Exons: 4
Coding region: 34-771 (245 amino acids)
Biological process (GO): endoplasmic reticulum to Golgi vesicle-mediated transport; Golgi organization; intracellular protein transport
Cellular component (GO): Golgi apparatus; endoplasmic reticulum; endoplasmic reticulum-Golgi intermediate compartment
Source: RefSeq, a predicted model, not a curated record